AUGGAUCCUUCCAGCUGGCCUCCCGAAGAGUUCCCUCGGCUGUCGUCAGAGUCAGACAUUGUCUCGCCGCAGUCCACUUCAUCGUUGAGUCUCCUCUCGCAUCCUGCGGCGCCUGUCCCGUCUGCCCCGUCAUCGGCCGCACCGGCUGCAUCGGCUUCCUCCGUCGGAAGGCUCCUGAGCAAAGAUACUUUCUCGGAUCUUUCUGCCCGGACCAACGCUCUCUUUGGCCUGGUCUCAACCAAGGUCGUGGCCGCCGUGCUUCCGCCGGCCCCGGCGUCAUCUUCAUUGUCCGCCACGGCCCCAGCCGCAGCGUCAUCCGCCGUAUCAUCUCCAGCCCCGGUCCCAGCUCCAGCCUCGCCUUCGGCUUCAGCUUUAGCUUCGGCUGCGGCUCCAUCUGCGACCGCAGAUCUCGAUCCUGACUCUGUCUCGGUCGCGUCCACCACCAGCAGCCUCGUCGAUGUCUCGGAGCUCCGAGACUCGGUCGACACAGGCUACUCCAAACCUCCCGAAGGAUUAGGAUCGCAGCGCCGCCCUUCCUCGCAGAGGACUUGGGCGUUGCCCAAUCCAGAAUCCACCACCUGCUUCGUCGGCAUCAUCUUCAUCAACGACAACGACGGCAACAACUUUGGCCGCGGCUCCGCCAGCCGCUGCCGUUUCAACAUCCUCCGCAGCAUCUGCAACUUCCACCUCCUCUACUGCCUCGACAUCGACAGAAAGAUCCCGCCCUCCACAUCACUCCCCUCUUCUCGUCGAACUUACGCAUCCGCCAGUGGCAUCCAAACACUCCAACGAGCCGCAUCUGCAAAGUCGCCCAAACCCAACUCCGGACAUGAGGCUCCCCUUCUGAAUCGUCGCACUGCCGAUGGCUCUGUCUCAAGUUCCUCUGGUCCGGCGGAACGGGAGCAUUCCGCCGAUGCUCACGAGGCAUCGUCGCUGGCGGCAACUCCCUCAGCCACAUCUGUAUCUGCAUCGCUCUCCGGCAAAGCGACAUCCGACCCAGCGGCCGUACCAUUGUCCUCGUCCACCUCCUCGUCUGCACCCAUGGUUGGAUCGAGAUCGACCACCCCAACCCCCGAGCUGUCUUUCUCGUCCCAAAAGACUUUGUCACCGACUCCCAAGGUCCUGUCCGCGCACCCAAACGCACCAUCGCAACAAUCCUCUGCUCCUCCCAACGGAAUCAGCCGCUCUGGCACACCCUCGCGCCUACAGGAGGCUCCACUGCCCUCCUCGGCAACGUCGCUUUCGGCCAAUGCAGCAGCACCGGAUCCAGAGUCGGCCCCGUCGCUGCAUUCGCUGUCGUCCACAGAUGCGUCUGUCUCGAAACCCACCGGACGCUCCUCGUCGCCUCUCCCGCUGGAGGACGUGUCCGGAUCGGGUAGUCUGCCGGCGUCCUCGUCGAGCGCCUCGGGUUCGCCGCCUCGGCAAGGCAGCCAGGUCUCGCCAUCCUCAACGCCGCCUCUGAAUGCCUCUGGGUUGCCUUCCAAGCUGCUUCGCCGCACAUCCACCUCACAGGAACGGCGCAACUCUGCCGGCGGCGGCAGCAGCUUCCAGCUGCCCCGCAAGCGGUUCAGCAUGGGCUCAACCGCAUCUGCCUUUUACGAAUUCGACGCUCCCGUCGACGACAACUCGGACCUCUCGGCCCAGGAGGCAGUUGCGCUGCUCAACACGGCCACCGAGAGCACCGCGGCCUUUGCGUCGGAGAAGAAGAACCAGGAUUUCCACGACCUGUUCCUCGAGAUACCCAAGACCGAGCUGCUGAUGGAGGAAUUUAUCUGUGCCUGGCAAAAGGAGGUGCUCAUCCAGGGCAAGCUGUAUAUCUCGCAGUACCACAUCAACUUUUACGCCAAGCUCUUUGGCUGGGUGCACUCGGUCUCGAUCCCGCUCGAGGACAUUGUCUCGGUCGAGAAGCGCGCCAUCGGCGGCAUCAUCCCCAACUCACUCGAGGUCAUUACCAAAUCCGCAAAGUACUUCUUUGCCAGCUUUAUCCAGCGCGACCAAGCUCUGGCCAUGAUCCAGACGCUGCUCGACACCGGUCCCAACAGCCACAUCAAGAUGCGCACCUUCCGAAAGACGGUUGUUGGCACUUGCACCUGCCCCGAGGGCAAGACAGGCGAGUGCGACUACUGCAAGGCCGUCAGCGAGGUCGACCUCGAAGAGUCGAUCACUGAGUGGCAGGGCCGCGAUACCGACCAUGACUCGGAUAGCGACGAGUCCUUCCACGACCCCGACGGGCAUGAGCCCGCCCUUCCGGACGCUUCGGCGACCCCCGGCAUCGACAUCCCCCGGAUCCGUGGCCGUCCCGGACAUCUUGCAAAGCUCUCCCGCAACGCCAAUCGCAGCCAAUCCGCCGACUCUCCUCGAGAUAGUCCUCCGGAUCGUGGCGAGGGCUCGGCUGGCAUCCUGGUUGGGUCCGCCCCUCAACUCUCUCAUUUUGAUGGUGUCGCUCAUCCAUCUGCGCAAGACGGCGCUGGCUCUGCCGGGUCGGUCACGCCAGAGGCUCGCAAGAGCCAGCGUGCACUUGGUGCUCCCGAGAAGCCUGCGGGCCAGCUCGCAGCCGUCAGAUCCGACAGCACCCCAGUCUCCAAACAGGCCCUGCUGCUCCCACGCGUGCUACAGGCGACUUCGGGCGCCCGGCUGUCCGACAAGGAUGGCGACAGCUCCACCGGCUGGCUGCCACCCACUCUCUACACGAAUCCGCUCGAGCUCCCUGCCCGCCGCCUUUCACACGCAAAUGUCUCUGGGCUCCCAACCCUCGGCCUCGCUGAGCUUGCGGCCGAGCGCACCCUCACCAGCCAUUCGAAUCAAGUCACCCCAACAUCCGUGGCCUCGGAGCGAGUCAGCGAAGCCUCAGCGACGCGGUCGACGGCCAGCGACGAGCGGGAUUCCAAAAUCCGGAAACCCACGGCCUUGGACUCUGCGCGCUCAUCGCUGACGUCGGACGAGCCCACGCCGAUCAAGCCCAAUCUUCACAUUGUUCAUCGCAAGCACCCCAUCGAAGUGCAUCCGAUCCUGCGUGACGGCUACGCUGCGGCCCCCGAGCCCAAACUCUUGGAUCCCCUAGCUCCAAAAGCACCAGCCGUUCGAUCCGAAUCGAUCACUGGCGUCUCUCCCAAGGGCACCUCGCCGGCCAAGCCUGCAGCGGUGUCGGCACAGCCCGUGUCGAAACGAGACGCUGCGCCAACAAGGUCGGCUGCCAGAAAGCCCCGACCGCCGCCGGCAACGAAAAUACACUCUGGGCCGGCGACGUGUCCCUGUGGCGAGAUUCGCAAGAAGCAGACGCCGAUCCUGGAUCAGCACGUGGAUACGAGUCUCCGCAAUGUUUGGGACCUGAUCUUUGGAAACAAGACCAUCGCCCUCGAGACAGGCACGAGCGUAGUCUACAUUGCCGACUUUUUUGGAUCGGUAAUGAAGUACAGAGAUCUCAAAAUGACUGCUUGGGCAUCGAGCGUCGAUGCUGUCGGCGAUCCCGUCUCGUCUGGAUUCAAAGACAUGGUGCUCGCAUUCGACCAGAUUCGCGUCGGCCAGGCACGCAAGGUCGAUUAUGUCGUGCCCUUGACCCAUCCUAUGGGGCCAAAGCAAACCCGCUGUCACAUCACCGACCGCAUUAUCGAGAAAGGUGACAGAUACUUUUGCAUCCUGCAGACAUCGAUCACUCCAGAUGUGCCCUCUGGAAGCUGCUUCAAGACCCACCAGCGCAUGUGCUUCUCCGAGGACCAUGCUCACCGAACGCGCAUCCAGUACAGCUCCGAGAUUGAGUUCACUCAGAGCACAUGGAUCAAGUUGGCCAUCAGUCACGCUGUCCCCGAUGGCCUGAAGAACACCAGCAAGCAUCUUGCUGAAAGCCUGCACCGAUACAUCGCCAAGCAUCCCGAUCCUGACUCGGAAGUCGAGCUUGAGAUCGAGUCCGAGUCCGAGCUCGAAGCUGAGCUGGACGACGAGAACAAAGCCGCUGCACAAGAGACGCACGAGCCGCAGGCCAUCGACAGCAAGACCGAAUACCCAGAGCAGUUCGAAGAGAAACCGGGGGCGACAAGGACAAGCGGAUUGCCCGAGAUCGAAGACGUUGCCAAUGUCCCUGCCCCUGGAUCAACGCAGCCACUGACUCAGCCGCAGAGGGUAGUGUCGGCCUCCUCAGCUCCGAAAAAGCGCACCGGCGUGGCCACGUCCACGGCGCUUGUCAAUUCCCGAGGCUCGCCAAUUCCGUUCCGCGACGCCCUGGGUGUUGUUGUUGAAGUCUUGAUUCAGUCCAGGUUGCUGAUGUGCAUCUUUGUGACCUGGGUCAGCCUGAAUCUGCUCCUGAUCCUGAUGGUGCUGUACAACCAGCUCACCAUUCUGCGGCUCCAGGCUGCUGUUGACCGACUGGUGGGUGGAUCGUCGGCUGUCGGUCGAGUUGAGCUGUAG
Molecule: messenger RNA, 4401 nt
Organism: Polychytrium aggregatum
Lineage: Eukaryota; Fungi; Chytridiomycota; Chytridiomycetes; Polychytriales
Exons: 6
Coding region: 1-4401 (1466 amino acids)
Biological process (GO): intracellular sterol transport
Cellular component (GO): endoplasmic reticulum membrane; cortical endoplasmic reticulum; plasma membrane
Molecular function (GO): sterol transfer activity; sterol binding
Source: RefSeq, a predicted model, not a curated record